This is a messenger RNA of Puntigrus tetrazona (Sumatra barb), 4197 nucleotides long. Its product is annotated as GMP synthase [glutamine-hydrolyzing]. NCBI's taxonomy places the organism in Eukaryota, Metazoa, Chordata, Actinopteri, Cypriniformes, Cyprinidae. Gene Ontology annotation, molecular function: ATP binding; GMP synthase activity; GMP synthase (glutamine-hydrolyzing) activity. The transcript is spliced from 16 exons. Gene Ontology annotation, cellular component: cytosol. Bases 294 to 2372 code for a protein of 692 amino acids. The record is from RefSeq and is a predicted model, not a curated record. Gene Ontology annotation, biological process: GMP biosynthetic process.
UCAUCUCAAGCAGACCUGUUCUGGGUGUAUUUCUUCUUCUUCAGUACUAAACGAAUCGCUAUCAGGGUUCUCGUGCCCACCGGAGGCCCCCAGCAAACAGAAACUUUUCUCUGACUCCGAACGUCAAACUCCUCCCUAUCAGCGGUCGCAGACGGCGAGCGGAGCCACGGAGCUGUAGUAGCGAGCGGCCAGCAGCAGGCGAGUGGGUGACACCGUCAACGAUCACGCGGAAGAGAACACGCUUACCACAGAAACACGGCAAGACAGGGGUGUCCGCUCCGCACAACACAUUCAUGGCGCUGUGUAACGGGGAUAGCAAGCUGGAUAUCGUUGGAGAGCCUAAAGAUGGUUUAUGUUCCUACGAGGGUGCCGUGGUGAUCCUAGAUGCAGGAGCGCAGUACGGGAAAGUGAUCGACAGGCGGGUACGAGAGCUGUUUGUACAGUCUGAGAUUCUGCCUUUGGAGACGCCAGCCUUCGCCAUCAGAGAGCAGGGUUUCAGGGCCAUUAUUAUAUCCGGAGGGCCAAACUCUGUCUACGCUGAAGAUGCACCCUGGUUUGAUCCAGCCAUAUUCACCAUCGGAAAACCAGUUCUGGGAAUCUGCUAUGGAAUGCAGAUGAUGAAUAAAGUUUUUGGAGGCACGGUGCACAGGAAGAGUGUGAGGGAGGACGGUGUUUUCAACAUCGCUUUGGACAAUUCCUGCUCGCUCUUCAGGGGGCUGCAAAAGGAUGAGCAUGUUCUGCUGACACACGGAGACAGCGUCGAUAAAGUAGCAGAUGGAUUCAAAGUUGUCGCGCAGUCAGGAAACAUCGUUGCCGCCAUCGCUAACGAGCAGAAGAAACUUUACGGCACUCAGUUUCAUCCAGAGGUGGACCUGACUGAGAGGGGGAUGGACAUGCUACGCAACUUCCUGUUUGAGAUUGCGGGCUGUAGCAGUAACUUUACGGUGCAGAACCGUCAGCUGAACUGCAUCCGAGAGAUCCGAGAGAAGGUGGACAAAUCCAAAGUUCUGGUGUUACUGAGUGGUGGUGUAGAUUCCACUGUGUGCACAGCCCUGCUGAAUAAAGCCCUAAAUCAGGAGCAAGUGAUCGCUGUUCACAUCGAUAACGGCUUCAUGAGAAAGAGAGAGAGUCAGAGCGUUGAGGAGGCACUGACUAAACUCGGCAUCAAACUCAAAGUGGUAAACGCAGCACACACAUUUUACAACGGCACAACGACCCUUCCGAUAUCAGAGGAGGAUCGCACACCCAGGAAACGCAUCAGCAAAACGCUCAACAUGACCACCAAUCCAGAAGAGAAACGGAAAAUCAUCGGGGACACGUUUGUAAAAGUCGCUAACGAGGUAAUCGGAGAGAUGAAUCUGAAGCCGGAGGAUGUGUUCUUGGCGCAAGGCACGCUCAGGCCAGACCUUAUUGAGAGCGCGUCUCACCUGGCUAGCGGGAAGGCUGAAGUUAUCAAAACUCACCACAACGACACAGAGCUCAUCCGCAAACUCAGAGAUGAGGGUAAAGUAAUUGAACCCUUGAAGGAUUUCCAUAAGGAUGAAGUGAGAGCACUAGGUCGAGAGCUCGGGCUCCCUGAAGAAAUCGUCUCCCGACACCCCUUCCCUGGUCCAGGCCUUGCCAUUAGAGUGAUCUGCGCGGAUGAGCCUUACGUCUGUAAAGAUUUCGCAGAGACCAACAACAUCCUAAAAAUCAUCACAGACUUCUCUGCCAGCGUCAAAAAGCCUCACACCCUUCUUCAGAGAGUGAAGUCAUGCAUAUCGGAUGAGGAGGAAGAGAAACUCAUGCAGAUCACCAGCCUUCAUUCACUAAAUGCCUUUCUGCUGCCAAUUAAAACUGUCGGUGUUCAGGGUGACUCCCGGUCAUACAGUUACGUUUGUGGGGUGAGCAGUAAAGAGGCCCCUCACUGGGAUUCGCUGAUGUUCCUGGCCAGACUCAUCCCUCGGAUCUGUCACUCCAUCAACAGAGUUGUUUACGUUUUCGGGUCACACGUAAAGGAGCCUCCCACUGACAUCACGCCCACCUUCCUGACCACUGGUGUACUCAGCACGCUAAGACAGGCAGACUUUGUAGCGCACUCCAUUUUAAGAGAGUCCGGCUACUCAAGUAAGAUCAGCCAGAUGCCAGUCAUCCUCACCCCUCUGCACUUUGAUCGUGACCCGCUGCAGAAGCAGCCGUCCUGCAGAAGGUCCGUCGUCAUCAGAACCUUCAUCACCAGCGACUUCAUGACCGGCAUCGCUGCUACUCCAGACAACCAAAUCCCUGAAGAGGUGGUUCUCAAGAUGGUCAACGAGAUCAAGAAAAUCCCAGGCAUCUCCAGAGUGAUGUACGACCUGACGUCCAAGCCACCAGGAACCACCGAGUGGGAGUAGAACCGUGGACUUUUGUACCUUCUGAUUUAUCCUUGUCGACUCCUCUUCUACCUCCCCCUUUCCCAGUACUGCUACAUUCCCCCCCCACCCCCAAUCUCUUUUUUUUUUUUUUUUUCCCUCCACUCCUGCGAUCCCCUUUAGGCACGCCGCCCUGUCAUUGUCCCACUGAGACCGGAACAUUCCCUACAAUGGCAGGUUGUACUGUGAUUGGCGCUUAACUGACGCUACUUCAGUUACGCCUCAUUAUCUGGGGUCGGGUUGUAAUAUUGGUAUUAAGUGUUGUUAUCAUCACUCAUCACUGAUGAUAAUAAUAAUGAUGCAUUGAUUUAGGUUUUUUUUUUUUUAUCAUCAGCUCUGUGUUUGUGACUCCAUACUUUCUGUUGUAGCCACUGAAGGUCAAAGAUCAAUUUAGGGCAGUUGACUGUCCUUGUGCAGCAUGACACGAAGAAAGCCGUUUUUUUUCUUCUUUUUUUUUUAAGCAAAUCCACUCAUUUAAGGAUUACGUUCCAAGUGUUGCUGCUUCCUGCCUUUUAAGAUAAACUUGUCUUCAUUGCAGUGUUGAUUUCAGUUUGGAUUUCUUGACUGAACUCUUCUACAGAAGUGGAAGGUAAAGACUAGCAGUAGUAGCUCCUUAUACGUGACCAAUCGAUGUUUAUUUGCCAAAUACAGAUGAGAUCAGACAGUUUGCUAAAUGCCGCUUUUACGCUGUGGACGGGUUGGUUUAUCACAGAGGUUUUGCUGUGAAGGAGGCUCCUAAAAUGGAGGCCUCCUGAAAUUUGUGCCUGUUUUCUUUUUCUUUUCCUUUUCGUUUUUCAGGGAUGUGACUUUAUUUUAUGCUGCAUCGUUUUCUUCUGUCUUUUCGAGAAAUGGAUUACUGACGUUCGAAUAGUGAGAAGUGAGAAAAUGUGUAAUUGUUGAUGUUUGCAUUUUACAUCACCAUUAUAGUUGAGUUGAGUGCCUGGGCUGGUCUUACAAGCGCGUAAGAUCAACAGUGUACUUAUUUUCACCAAUAAAGGCCUUGUUGUUGUUUUUUUUUUUUUUUUUUUUUUGUGCUAGGUAGAGCAAUAGUGUUUCCAAAGGCAAAAGAAAAGGAGAUUUACAGAGGGAGGAAGAAUAGGUGAUUGACAGGACACAAAGUACGCCAAGUCUUUUUGAGCCAAGUUGGGCUUAACUGAAUUUGGACCAUGAGUUACUGUCAACAUUUAAGUCAGUCCUCCUUGUGUGUGUGCGCGUGUGCGUGUGUGGCCUCAUUAUUAUUAAUAUUCCACUCCUUUAAGAGAAGCGUGUUCUUAUGUAUAGAGAGAGGGGGCUUUGAUUGGGCUCAAAUGGAGAUCUGUGUCCAGCCCUCUGUCUAAUUUAUGAUGUAGAGAAUUGUUGUGAUAUGAAUAACAUGCUUGGUAUUUAUUGUCAAAGAUUUCAUUUCAAACCUUUCUGUUGUCACAAUAGCAAAAAAAAACUCAAUGCAAGAUAAACUUCCUUGUCUUAAUUGCAAAUCUUGUUCUUAAUGUCUUUUCCUCAGUGUCUCCUUUAACGUGUAUAUUUUACUUGUCUAUUAAAAAUACAACUAACACGUUUAAAUUUCUAGUGGGUAAACUGCAAUAUUAUACGAUAUUCAGUUUAAUUUAUGCAAUUCUAUGUUGAUCCCCCAACCCCACCCCACCCCCUCUUUUUUUUUCUUUUCUCUUUUUUUUUUGUCUAAACCUGAACAAUGCUGUUUUACCUUAGUAUUGUGCCUCAGACCAAGCCACCGCAUGCAGUUUGAAACUGAUAUUUGUAUAAUGCAAACUGAGCUUUAAUAAAGAACUCUGUGUUCAGAUUUCUCUCA